Molecule: messenger RNA, 1677 nt
Organism: Penicillium pulvis
Lineage: Eukaryota; Fungi; Ascomycota; Eurotiomycetes; Eurotiales; Aspergillaceae
Product: oligosaccharide translocation protein RFT1
Exons: 2
Coding region: 1-1677 (558 amino acids)
Biological process (GO): dolichol-linked oligosaccharide biosynthetic process; glycolipid translocation
Cellular component (GO): endoplasmic reticulum membrane
Source: RefSeq, a predicted model, not a curated record
AUGCAGGAAUCCAGCGACCCUCAAGUGGGCAAUUUGCUUGCAUCUUCUGCCACGGGCACAACCUUCUUGAUCCUCAUUCAGCUGACAUCUCGAAUUAUUACAUUUGGCUCGAAUCAGCUGAUUUUGCGGACACUAUCCCCUAUGGUACUGGGGAUCGCCGCCCAGCUCGAGCUUUACCAAGUCACAAUUUUAUAUUUUUCCAGAGAAAGUAUACGAAUGGCCAUUCAAAGACAGCCAAUCACCGCAGAAUCUUCAACAUCAAAGACAGGGAAAUCUCCCCGGGACAUACAAUCGACGGCAUCUCAGUCGGUCGUGAAUGUGUCUUACUUGAGCCCUUUCCUUGGAGUACCCUCUACAAUCUUGCUUACCAUGCUCUAUCAAUACUUUGCCCCAAAGCAAGCACUGGAAGUCCCCUUUUUUGGGACCAGUGUGAUUAUCACAGGGAUAGCAGCGCUCCUGGAAUUGAGCGUUGAGCCAUUCUUUGCGAUAGUUCAGCAACGCAUGUGGUAUGAGAAAAGAGCCGCAGUCGAAAUGUCAGCAGCAUUUGUCAAGAGCCUCGCAACCUGCUCGGCCUUUUUCUAUGCCUCCCAAACUGCUCAACAGGCUGGCAUUUUGCCAUUUGCAAUUGGCCACUUGAGCUACUCAGUGACCCUUGUCGGCGGUUACUGCUUGUCCUUGCUCCCUCGGGCAAGCGAGCGGCGGUUUUCCUUUCUCCCUGCUGUCAUUAAACAACACAACGAUGAGAAUAAGUAUAUCCUUGAUCUUUUCUCCUGGCGGUUGACAUCGCUUGCUGCGAGUGUCUUUUUCCAGUCCCUUGUGAAACAUCUUCUCACGCAAGGAGAUUCCAUGAUGCUCGCCGCUAUGUCAAGCUUGGAGGAUCAAGGAAUAUACUCUUUGGCUUCAAAUUAUGGCGGCCUAAUUGCACGGAUCAUAUUCCAGCCUCUCGAAGAAAGUAGUCGAAACCUAUUUUCGACCCUUCUGAGCCCCAAUGAGAGUGGAAACAGAAAUACAGCCCAGAUUAGCUUUGCAAAGGGUCAUCUGACUGAUCUUCUUCGAGCUUACCAGCUUCUUUCGACGCUUAUCUUCCCACUGGGCCCAAUUAUGGUGCCACAGGUUCUUCGUAUCCUGGGAGGUCGCCAAUGGACAUCCCCUCAGGUUGGUGACCUGCUGUCACUAUAUUGUUACUAUAUCCCAUUCCUGGCCUUCAAUGGGAUCACUGAGGCGUUUGUAUCGUCUGCAGCCAACCCAGGGGAAAUUCGAAGGCAGACGGUUUGGAUGGGUGCCUUCUCUGCAAGCUACGCUCUCGCAGCUUAUGCAUUUUUGGAAGUCUGGUCGAUGGGGGGCUAUGGACUGGUACUCGCCAACAUGGUGAACAUGGUGGUACGAACCCUAUGGAGCUACACAUUUAUUCGAUCCUAUCUUCGCCGACAUGGCAAUGGUCUGAGUGUCGCCGAAAUGAGCAUCCAACCCGCCAGUUAUAUUUUAGGAAUACUCGCCACGGUUACCAUGGUCACUCAGAGACUAUCGGGCCCAGAUCAGGAUUUGAUUCCAGCGGUUGCAUUUAGCUGUUUCUAUACGUUUUCGAUUCUCUAUGUGGAGAGACAAUUCUUAAUAGGACAAGUGAUGAAGCUGCGCCAGAUCGGAUCCUCUGGUGAAAAGGGCCCCAAAAAUGAAUAG